Messenger RNA from Alternaria ventricosa, 369 nucleotides. RefSeq lists its product as uncharacterized. NCBI's taxonomy places the organism in Eukaryota, Fungi, Ascomycota, Dothideomycetes, Pleosporales, Pleosporaceae. The transcript has a single exon. The coding region runs from base 1 to 369 and encodes 122 amino acids. The record is from RefSeq and is a predicted model, not a curated record.
AUGGGCCGCACACUUAAGCGACGACGACUGUUUCCUGACAGCUAUUCCUGUACUACAGACUUCGUUAUUAGUUCAAGCCCGUCGCCAGAAGAUACGCUACCCGAAUAUGACCUUGAGGAAGCUAUCCGUAUGUUAGACAACGAACCAGGUCAGAUCGAAAAACGCAGCUACAGCCAGCAUCUACUCCUCCAGAUCGCGGAAGAAGACCCCGCGAUAGCGACCAAGAUCCGGAAAUCACUACACGAGCACAAGGGCAAAGACAUCAGCUUCCAGCGACUCAUCUCCGGGGUUGACGGCAUCGAAGGUUGUAUACGCAGAGCCGCAGGUGGUUUUAUGUACCAAAGCGAUGACGAAUGCUACAGAGAGUGA